Molecule: messenger RNA, 5158 nt
Organism: Symphalangus syndactylus (siamang)
Lineage: Eukaryota; Metazoa; Chordata; Mammalia; Primates; Hylobatidae
Gene: ANKRD45
Product: ankyrin repeat domain 45
Molecular function (GO): protein binding
Source: RefSeq, a predicted model, not a curated record
AAAGUCUUGUUAAAAGAAAAGAGGAUUCAAGAUCACGGGAUGGAUCCCCUGAUGGGUUGAGCUUAAAUAAUGUGCCUGCCCCCAGGCUUGUGCUGAGAGAGAGAAAAGAAGAAUCCUGCUUCUUCGUCUUCCGGUAUUUUUGGAGUUAAUGGAGUCAGAAGGACCUCCAGAGUCACAGAGUUCAGAAUUUUUCUCACAGCAAGAAGAGGAAGAUGAAGAAGCCCAAGAACCAGAGGAAACAGGCCCCAAGAACCCCCUUUUACAACCUGCUCUCACAGGGGAUGUAGAGGGUUUGCAGAAGAUUUUUGAGGAUCCUGAGAAUCCUCAUCAUGAACAGGCCAUGCAGCUUCUCUUAGAAGAAGACAUCGUUGGGAGAAAUUUGUUGUAUGCAGCUUGCAUGGCUGGGCAAGGUGACGUGAUUAGAGCUUUGGCAAAAUACGGUGUGAAUCUGAAUGAAAAAACCACCAGAGGGUACACACUCUUACAUUGUGCUGCAGCCUGGGGUCGUUUGGAAACUUUGAAAGCACUGGUAGAACUGGAUGUUGAUAUAGAAGCUUUGAACUUCCGGGAAGAAAGGGCUCGAGAUGUUGCUGCUAGAUAUUCUCAGACUGAGUGUGUUGAAUUCCUGGACUGGGCAGAUGCAAGGCUGACUCUGAAAAAAUAUAUUGCAAAAGUCUCUUUAGCUGUUACUGACACUGAAAAGGGAUCAGGGAAACUCCUUAAGGAAGACAAGAAUACCAUCCUCAGUGCAUGCCGUGCAAAAAAUGAGUGGUUGGAAACCCACACAGAAGCUUCCAUUAAUGAGCUUUUUGAGCAGAGACAACAACUGGAAGAUAUUGUGACUCCUAUCUUCGCAAAAAUGACUACACCACGUCAAGUGAAAAGUGCCAAAUCUAUAACAAGCCAUGACCAGAAGAGAAGUCAAGAUGAUACCUCCCACUGAACAUAUGCUCUGUAAAAGGCCACAUUUUCUUCUAGUAUCUGAAAGGCAAACCUAUUCGUGCCAUUUGAAAUCGAGAAAACAGAUGUGGGUUUCUUUAAAUACAACAUUACAUCACCCUUGUUUUGUUUGGCCUGUUCAGCAUGCUUAUGUCUGGACUCUGGCCUCGCCUCUGCUCCUCCAAGCACAGCCCCAUGUGAGUUUCACGUGCUCCUUCAGGAAAGCACUUGGGUAUAAAUCAUUCACGAAGACCAUGUGGAGGCUUUAAGAACUACCCAAAGAAUCUAAUAAUUUUCUGUGUAAUUGAGGCAUUCCAUAUAAAAGGACAUAUUUGGCUAUUUCCAGAGAAAAAAAUUUGUUCUUCCUGUCUAAAAAGGAAAUCUUAUGGAAUGACACUUGGAACAAGGAAAUAUUAAGACUGGCUUGGAUUAGGAGCCUCUGGGUACAACUAUCACUUUUUAUAUCCAAAAUUAAAAUUCACCAGUGAGGUGGGGUAUACCUCUGAGUAAAACCCCUCUUUAUCUUUGACCUCCUUCUAUCUAUAAAUUAAUAAACACAAAUCUGUAUAGUUUUUAGAAGAGUUCUCCUAUAAGGCUGGCAAUACAGAUAUUGUAACUGGACUGAAGGCCAUUUCCCCUCCCAUUCUGUUUUAUAUUUCCUAGGUUUUAAGUAUGAUAGUUGGUUUCAUAUUGGUGGUUUGGAAAGCUUUUUUUCUAGCUUAUUUAAUCAGGCGCCUCAACCUUCUCUUACGUUGUGACUUUAUGGAAAAGUUUUACAGAAAAGAAAAUGGUUUUUGAAAAGCACGUAUUGUUUGUUCUUAUGACUUUCUCUUCUUUGUCCUGUUCUGAAAGCUAGUUUUCCCUUAUGGGGAGAAGGAAAAGGAAUGGGUAAUUCAGUAAUACUUUGUCAGUUGACAUUUAUUUAACCAUGGUUUUGAGAUAACCCUAUUUUAAAUGUCUCCCAAAGUUUUAAGUUUUUUAUCCUUUUAAUGUAUGAGCAAUUCAGUUUCAGUUUUUUAAAGCAAAAGAACACUGCAAUAACUUUCACCCACCUUUUUGGCCGACCCAGUGGGAGUUUAUGGAGCAGUACAAAGAAGACCUGUGUUUGCUCCUUUUUCUUUUUUUCCUUCCUUCUCCCUUUUCCCUUCCCUUCCCCUUCUCCUUCCUUUCUCUUCCAUUUCCUUCCCUUCCCCUUCCUCUCCCUUCCCCUCCCUUCCCCUCCCUUCCCCUCCCUUCCCCUCCCUUCCCCUCCCUUCCCCUCCCUUCCCCUCCCUUCCUCUCCCUUCCCCUCCCUUCCUCUCCCUUCCCCUCCCUUCCUCUCCCUUCCCCUCCCUUCUUCUCCCUUCCCCUCCCUUCCUCUCCCUUCCCCUCCCUUCCUCUCCCUUCCUCUCCCCUCCCCUCCCCCUCCUCUUCUCUUUCCUCCUCCUCUUCCCUCUCCUCCUCCUUCUUCUUCCUCUCUUAUCUCUCUGUCUCCACUCCCCCCAACCCAACCCCUUCUUGACAGGGUCUCCCUCUCCUGCCCAGGCUGGAAUGCAGUGGAGUUAUCAUGAUCAUAGCUCACUGUAACCUGUAACUCUGUACUCAAGUGAUCCUCCCACCAUGCUUGGGUAAUUAAAAAAUAAACAUUUGCAGGCUGGGUGCUGGCUCACACCUGUAAUCCAAGCACUUUGGGAGGCUGAGGCAGGUAGAUCACCUGAGGUCAGCGGUUUGAGACAAGCCUGGCCAACAUGGUGAAACCCUGUCUCUACUAAAAAUACAAAAAUUUAGCUGUAUGUGGUGGCAUGCGCCUGUAAUCCCAGUGACUUGGGAGGCUGAGGCAGGAGAAUCACCUGAGCCUGGGAGGUGGAGGUUGCAGUGAGCCGAGAUUGCACCACUGCAUUCCAGCCUGGAUGACAGAGCGAGACUCCAUCUCAAAAAAAUAAUAAUAAAAACAAAUAAACAUUUGCAGAGAUAGAGUCUUGCUACGUUUCCCAGGCUGGUCUUUGAGUUCCUGGCCUCAAGCAUUCCUCCUGACUUGGCCUCCCAAAGUCCUGGGAUUACAGCUGUGAACCACUAUGCCUAGCCCAUUUUCUUAAUACAGUAUAUUGUGCAAAGACCAGUGUCCUUAAGGACUGCAAUAAUUUAGGAAAAGUCCAGGUGCCAUUUUUGUCCUUUCUACUCUAACUCUACAUUUUCUGAGCUUGGAUUUUGAAUACAACAUUACUUUCCAGGAGUGUGUUCCAAAUUGGGGAGGGAUUCCUGGAUUCUUACUUCAAAGAUUUCUAAAUUAGACCAAGGCAUUUCUGGAGACCCCUUAGUAUAAAACAAACCUAUUUUUCCUCUUUAUUAAUCUUUCAAUCCUUAUCCUCAAACUUUUUAUAGCUUUUGAUACAUUUGCUGAUGCUAUUUUUAAACUCCUUGUGUUGGCACUUUUAUGCCAAUUAUGAUUCCUCUACUCUCUUAAAACUGCUUUUCUAACUCCUUCACCAGUUCCUCUUCUUCCUCUUGCCCCCAGUUGUGGGAAUUUCUCAAAAUUCAAUCGUAACCUUUGGUAAAGCAAUCUGUAAUUCUCUAUUCCGUGACCUUCCCUGUCACCAGUAUUAUGAAGAAUGAGUCUUUCCCUGUUUAGGGCACCCAUAAUGCUAAUAGCCUCAUACUGUAUUCUACUUAAUUGUUCACAGGUUUGUCUUUCUGUGUGAAUUGUAAGCUUUUUGAGGGUAGGGAUUUUGUUCUUUUUUUAUACCUAAAAAGUCCAUAAAAUAGUAAGUUAGUAAAUAACUGAAUGAAUUAUCUUUUAGUAAUAAUACCUUAUACAUAGAACUCAUUACCUCUUCAUUAAUUUAUAGAGCUUGUGCACCUUUAUAAAAAUGACUCCCAACACUUACCUCCAUAUCUUGCCCCAUUUUAACUCCUACUCCUCUAGCAGAUAAGCCACACAUAUAUCCAACAUUGUAACUCUAUGCCUGAUUUCUCCUCCGACCUUCUAUUUUCUAAGCCUUCACCUUGAAUGUCACUUUACUUUCUGGCAUGUGAACCAAGUGAUUACCAACAGAUUCCUGGAUCUCAUGUCAAAGAUUCCUUUGAUGUGAGAAUCUGAACAUUUAUUUAUAUCUAUAUAUUUACAAUUUUAGUCCAUUUUGAGGGUUAUAGUAUCUCUUGUUACAUAUUGUUGCAUUGAAUUAUAGAUAUAUUCAUAGGAGACUUUAAAUGCCCUUAGGCUUUGAGUUUGAGCUGUUACAUAGAUAGCUGCAUGGCUUUUUCUGAACAUCCACAAAGUAAUUACUAUUCAAAGUGCAUACUAAUAAAUCAAUGAAGCUGCCAUAUUAUUUGGGAAGUAGUCAAUCAAAGGCUAAAUUCAAUGUUAUGAUAACUUUUAGGCAGUAGUUCUUUAGACUUCUGUAUUUAAUUGAACAGAAAAAAUGUAAAAAAAUAAGGGGAGGAGAUUGAUAGGACAUCAUGAAUAAAACAACUACUAUCUACUGUCACUAUCAUUUAACAAGAGACAUUUUAACACCAGAAAAGGGAGGAGAUCUCAGUGUAGGGCUCUACCCUUUAAGUUAAAUAAAUUGUUUUAUUAUAGAUCUUUAUGUUGUAUUUAUUUUUCUUAUUUUGUCACAUAUGAUGGAACUUUUGUCAUGAAUCAGAACUGGCCUGUGGUCCAGCCUUUGAGAACUACUGCUCUGGACUAAGUAGAUUGCUAUUUAGAUUAACAUGAUGCCCCCAGAUUGUAAAGGACUGACAGUUGCCCCCAUGUUCAAUCUAAUAUGUGGUAGAUUGUAUUUUCCAGGAUGGCCACAUCUCCCUUCCCACGUGCUCUUACAAUAUGGUCAUGACAUUCCUCGCAUAGACAGAUGUGUCUCUGUUCUUUCCUCUUGAAUCUGGGCAGGCUCAUCACUACAGUGGAAGUGAUUCUAUGUGAUUUCUGAGACUAGAUCAUAAAAGGUGAUGAGGCCUCUGCCUAACUAGGGGAAAUGCUUUCUCUUGAGAUGCUCACUCUUGACCAGCCUAUAGAGAGAGCCACAGGGAGGAACUGAGGCCCCAGCCCACAGCCUUGGUUAAGCUCCAGCCUGCAGUCAUCCCCAACUUGCCAGCCAUAUAAGUGAGCCAUCUUUGAAGCAGAUCCUCCAGUCAAGCCAGCCCAGCUGAUGCUGUAUGGAGUGGAGACAAGCCUUCUGUGCUGAGCCAUGCAAAAAAUUGCAGAUUUGUGAACGAAAUAAAUGAUUGUUAUUGUUUUAAGCUA